This is a messenger RNA of Linnemannia hyalina, 945 nucleotides long. The record is from the annotation of a GenBank genome assembly. Lineage: Eukaryota; Fungi; Mortierellomycota; Mortierellomycetes; Mortierellales; Mortierellaceae.
AUGAAUCAGGUCACCAAGUUUGACGGAACCCAUGAGGAUCUCAUCCACGACGUUGCCUUCAAUUACUACGGCAACCGCCUCGCGACAUGCUCAUCGGACCAGAGGAUCAAGAUCUGGGACUAUAACGAAGGAGAGGGUAUCUGGGAGUCCAGCAUUUCCUUCAAGGCAAGUGCACUUCAAUCAUUUAACACCUUCCAGCCUAUCUGGUUCAAGGACCCACAUUGGCAGCACACUCACGCAAUGAAGAAGUGGACACCGGUUGCGACGUUGAGAGAUGGCAAUGGAACUGUACAGGAUGUUGAAUUCGCACCCAACCACUUGGGCCUUCGUCUGGCGAUUGUGGCAGCAGACGGAUUGGUCAAGAUUUACGAGGCGAUGGAUGUUACAAGCUUGGCACACUGGACCAUGAUCGACUCAUUCCCCGUCGGAGAGGGCCCUAGCAAGGAUGAAGAAGGCAACCACUGCCUCUCCUGGUCAACCUCGAAAUUCACCUCUCAAAUGAUGGUCGUCGGAUGUGCAAAGGACCAUGUGGCCAAGAUUUUCCGUCAGGAUCAUAACAACAAGUGGCAGGCCUGUGAGGUCCUUGGAGGACACGGUGGAGUGGUUCAUGAUGUGAGUUGGGCACCCAACAUGGGCAGGAGUUAUAACCUGAUUGCAACGGCUUGCAAGGAUGGACAUGUGAGGAUAUUCAAGUUGACGGAUGAUAGUCAGGGUGGUGCUCUGACGGGGGGUUGGUCGAGAAAGAUGUUCAAUGUUACGUGCAUUGCGGAUUUUGCGGACCAUAACGCAGAGGUGUGGAGGGUUGAGUGGAAUGUAACGGGGACGAUCUUGUCCUCCUCUGGCGACGACGGCAAAGUCCGUCUCUGGAAAGCAACGUACACGGGAGACUGGAAGUGCAUGAGUGUUGUCUCUGCAGAGGAAGGGCCCAGCGGCUUCCAGCGAUAG